AUGAACUCGAAGUAUCUCCUGCGCUGCACGCUCCUACUUGCCCAUCUCCUUCUUUGUCGGGCUGCAUAUCCCAAGCUUGUAGAGCUGGCAGACUAUGCGAGUGACACAGAUGCCCCGCUCAUGGAUACGAGAGCGGAGAGAUCAUGUACGGCAGAUAUGCAAGAGGAAGGAUCAUCAAGUCGAAGAUGGCUUCCAGGGCUACGAGCAAAACGAAAAAGCAAACCGAGCUGGACCAGAAAUCCUGAAGCAAACCAUAUUAAUGAAGCUGAACUAAAGGAACUGAAUUUUUUCGUAGACAGGAUGUACUCGUCGAGACCCAGUUGCAAAUCGUUCCUAAGGGGUGAAGCUGGUGACAAGAAUGAUCCGAAACCGCCAGCUGCAAUCGAACAGUAUGGCGAACGUAUCAUCUUAGCUCAAGAGCUGAUCAAGCAGUUCAACAAAGAUGUAGAGAACCAGGAAACAGAAACAUCUCGAGAAUUGAGAGGACUGAUCAACGUGGCAACUGCUGAACCAGCCUCCGUUUACGCGCAAGCCAAGAUUCUGAUUUAUGCAAAAGCACUUACCCAUAUUACUUACUCCGAAAAAAUCAAAGAUCAGAAGCAGAAAGAACUCAUGAAUGCAAACAUCAAGGCCAUCAGUCGUAAAUGGAGUACGCGCUUUGGUUGCCGCCCACUCGACGACACAUGCAGGGGCCUCAUCAAUAGUUUACCUUACGUGUUCGAUUUCUCAGGCAGUCUUUCAAAGGAGUUUCCGCACAUUAAGUAUCUUUAA
Puccinia triticina is the source of this 771-nucleotide messenger RNA. RefSeq lists its product as uncharacterized. The transcript is spliced from 4 exons. NCBI's taxonomy places the organism in Eukaryota, Fungi, Basidiomycota, Pucciniomycetes, Pucciniales, Pucciniaceae. The coding region runs from base 1 to 771 and encodes 256 amino acids. The record is from RefSeq and is a predicted model, not a curated record.